ACACACAACAACACUCAACAUCUUGGAAAAGUGUUUUCAGACCACUUCCACGGAGGGCAGAAGUGGUGGGGAAGAAAGGGGAGGGUCGCAGAUGGAGUCCGAGAUGAGAUAGCGCCGCUCUCACGCUGCUCCAUCUCCUCAGCUUCUGCUUUACGAUGAUGUAACUGCUCGAGGACGAGCCUAAAAGUCGGAUCUUUAAUCGUUUUCGUCUUGUUAGUGAGGGUAGUUUUCUUUCACUUUCGGCGUGUUGCGGUCCGGUCUCCUGGUGCUGGAGAGCGGGGGGGUUUCUGCGAGCUCAGCCGGACGCCAGAGCUGCUGCGCCGGGACGCUCCGUGGCGGUGAGUGCGCGUGAUGGAGCUGCUCGUCGUCUUGAACCGAGGUGCAGUCAUGUGGCAGAGGACUGUGAUUUGUUGGGCACUGUUUGCACUGAGUUCAGCGGCCCCGCCUGCACACAUCAACCGACUGGCACUGUUCCCUGACAAAAGUGCCUGGUGUGAAGCCAAGAACAUCACGCAGAUAGUCGGGCACACGGGAUGUCAGCCACGCUCUAUUCAAAACAGAGCUUGUCUGGGCCAGUGCUUCAGCUACAGCGUCCCCAACACGUUCCCACAGUCCACAGAGUCUCUGGUGCACUGUGACUCCUGCAUGCCUGCCCAGACACAGUGGGAAGUGGUGACCCUGGACUGCCCUGGUAAUGAGGAGUCUCCUCACGUGGACAAGCUGGUGGAGAGAAUCUUCCACUGCAGCUGUCAGUCCUGCAGUAAGGAAGGCGUCCAGGAGGGGGCGAUGAUGCAGAUCUACCCUGCAGACAACAGCGUGGACGCGCCAUCUCUGCCUGAUGCUCUCACCAUGGCCACCCUGUCUGACCCCCUGCCCCACUCCGACACACACACUAAACACGGCCACACGCACAAAGACCACCACCCGCUCCCGCACUCAUCUAACGGAGGAUAGAUGCUUGAAACUUCUCGAUUGAUCUCAAUACCAUAGCACACGCCCUCACCAAGCCACUAUAAUGAAAAUCAAACCUGCUUCGCACAUUUUCUUUUGCCUCUACUUAGAAUAAAAAUAGAUUGUGUGUCUUGGGCAAUGAAACAACUUCCAGCGACUGUAGCAACACAAUAUAUGGAAUAAUUAUUCUUAAUUAAUCAGUCAUUUAGUAUCAUCACUCCAUUGAUGGUUGUGUUACGUUGGCUCUGAUGCAUCAUAAGAACAUCAAGGGAACAAGGUUACUUUUAUUGUGAAAGUGGAAGAAAGAAAAGCACAUAGAAACAAUUUUUACCUGUUCCACUUUCUGUUUAUUAUUCACCAGACUAUCAAUGAUGAACCGAUGGCACAAUGCUGCUCAGAUACUGCUGCUUACAUCACAGCGGAUACAAUAGUGAGACAGACGGAAUCAAGCAUGUUUGUUAUCACGAGUCUUUAGAAACAUGAGGAUGGCGGAGUGGCCGAUCGUCGCAUGGAUGCCGAUAUCAUCGUCAUCGGAGGAGACCUGUGUUCUUGACUGUAGCUGCAGUUUCACUCUGCUUUUAAAGCCAAUAAAUGCUAUU
Molecule: messenger RNA, 1550 nt
Organism: Synchiropus splendidus (mandarinfish)
Lineage: Eukaryota; Metazoa; Chordata; Actinopteri; Syngnathiformes; Callionymidae
Gene: nbl1
Product: NBL1, DAN family BMP antagonist
Exons: 4
Coding region: 352-954 (200 amino acids)
Biological process (GO): animal organ morphogenesis
Molecular function (GO): receptor ligand activity; BMP binding
Source: RefSeq, a predicted model, not a curated record